This is a messenger RNA of Aphis gossypii (cotton aphid), 1642 nucleotides long. RefSeq names its product phytanoyl-CoA dioxygenase, peroxisomal-like. Gene Ontology annotation, molecular function: phytanoyl-CoA dioxygenase activity. The transcript is spliced from 8 exons. The record is from RefSeq and is a predicted model, not a curated record. Gene Ontology annotation, biological process: fatty acid alpha-oxidation. The coding region runs from base 150 to 1064 and encodes 304 amino acids. Lineage: Eukaryota; Metazoa; Arthropoda; Insecta; Hemiptera; Aphididae.
GUUCUAUGAAUAAUACAUAAAUAUUAAUAUUUUAUGUUAAAUAAUAUAUAGUGCUUUAAUAUUAAUAAGAUAAAUGUUUAUAUUUUGAAAACAGAAUUCACAAUACCUAUUAAUUUCCGUGUUUUCGAGAUCUACGAACUUACAGAAUAAUGUCACAUCAAAAGAAAUACAAAUAUACCUUAUCUUCAAACAACGGGAUUUUAUCAUCAGAACAAAGGGAUUUUUUCGAAAUCAAUGGAUUUAUUAUCAUUGAACAAUUAAUACACGAAACAUUAUUGGAUCAAUUCAAACAAAGAUUCAUCGAUAUAUGUGAAAAUAGGAUUAAUCGAGGAGGAAUAACUGUGAUGAAAGAUAUAUCAUCAAUUAAAAAAAAUCAAGAAGUCAUUUCUAAUGAACUUAUAGUUAAUAAAAUUCAAGAUAUACUAUGGGAUGACGUAUUCCAACAGUACUUUCUACAUCCAAAACUGCUCGAUUAUGUACAAUGUAUCACUGGAAACAAUAUAAUGGCAAUGCAUUCAAUGUUAAUAAACAAACCUCCAGAUACUGGUUCGAUGACUUCAAGACAUCCAAUGCAUCAGGAUUUACAUUACUUUGCAUUUCGCCCAGCUGACAGAAUCGUAGCUACAUGGACAGCUAUGCAAACGGUUACUAAAGAUAACGGAUGUCUGUUUGUACUGCCGGGUUCGCAUAUACAUCCGGGUAAACUUCUUCCACACGAAUACCCUGAAUGGAAAGGUGGAGUGAAUAAAGGUUUCCAUGGGAUUAUCGGCUACGAUAAUUACCAAAAAAAAUAUUUGGAUAUGAAUCCUGGUGACACGGUAUUAUUUCACCCACUUUUAAUACACGGAUCUGGACCAAAUACGUCACAAGAAACAAGAAAAGCAAUUUCUUGUCAUUUUGCAUCCUGUGAAUGUCAAUAUAUAGAUGUAACUGGUACAACGCAACAAAAUAUCGCUAUUGAAGUCAAAGAAAUAGCACGUCGGAGAGGUUUCAAUGACAUGGACUUCAAAGACUUUUGGAAGUUUCGAAGUCGACUAGUACGUGGAUUGAAAAUGCAUUUAUAACGCAUCUUAAUGACCUGAAAAUUUAUAAAAUUAUUGCACAUCAUUUAUUUAUCCCUAUAACAAUUUCAAUUAGUGUAGAUAUUCGUCACAACUAUCAAUUAUAAUAAUUAUCUACCUAUAUACACAGUACACACAAAUACGUUAGAUCUCCAUAAAAUGUUUCUAUAAAUUCAACACAAAUUCAGGGACGUUAUUUAAGUUUUUAUAUGAAGGUAAAAAUAUUAUGAAACCUAUUACAACAUUUAUUUGUGGACCCACACGAUUGUUGUCAAAAAAAAUAUGUCCAUAUUUUAUAUUAAUUAAAGUAAUUUUUUUAACUAUGUUAUAUAUUAUAAUUAUAUAAUAGUUAAUAGGCACAUACUUAAUACCUACUAAUACAUAAAAGCAUUAAGCAAAACAAGAAUACAUGUAACCUAUGUCUAAUGACUAUAAAAUAUGAAUACUUAUUCUACACAAAGCGAAAAAAUAUUAUUCGGCAACGGGCAUAAUCCUGAGUCACGUAGCUAUAAAAUAUAUAAUAAUGUAAACACAUUAUUUGUUAUGCUUUUAAUAAAAAUAUGUAUUUUAAUUUCAUACAA